Molecule: messenger RNA, 174 nt
Organism: Paramecium pentaurelia
Lineage: Eukaryota; Ciliophora; Oligohymenophorea; Peniculida; Parameciidae
Source: the annotation of a GenBank genome assembly
AUGGAUAAUACUAAAUCGAUUGAGAAUCAAAAAAAAGAACCAUUAAGACCUUGUUGUGCUUGUCCAGAUACACGAAAACUAAGAGAUGAAUGUAUUGUUUCUUUUGGAGAAGAAAAAUGUUAAAAAGAAAUUGAAAAUCAUAAAUUAUGUUUGAAGAAACUUGGAUUUGAUUGA